CUGGGCCGUCUUAAUUACUUAGUAGUGGUGGUGAACUCCUCUCAUUGGCGCCCCCUCGGAGUCCGUCUCAUCUUCUCUAUCUACACUUGUACACAACACUAGCAAACCGCCAUGGCGCCGCCGCCGCCGUGUUGUGUGCUAGUGGUACGCUGCUGUUCCGGAUCCCUCCCUUCGCCGCCGCCGCCGCCGCCGCCCAGACCCUCUCCCUCCAACAACCUCAGAAUCGCCAGAAGAGAGUUUGUGCUGAGGAGCAGUGAGCUCGCCACGCUCGCUGCCAUCUUCCACUUGAGCGGCACGAAGCCAAGGUACCUGGGCGUGCAGAAGAGUCCUCCAUCGCUGGCUCUGUGCCCUGCCACCAACAAUUGCGUUUCCACUUGUGAGGACAUCACUGACUCCAUUCACUACGCUCCCCCAUGGAACUAUAACCCCAAGGACGGACGCAGGGCUAAACCCAUCACCAAACAUGAAGCCAUCAACCAGCUCAUUCAAGUCGUCACACAAACAAAGCCUGACAACUUCACUCCUCGCCUAGUAGAGAAAACAGAUGACUAUGUUCGAGUUGAAUACGAGAGUCCUAUAUUCGGGUUUGUAGAUGAUGUGGAGUUCUGGUUCCCUCCUGGUAACAAAUCCAUUGUUCAGUACCGAUCAGCAUCUCGAUCAGGAUUCAUUGACUUCAACGCCAACAAGAAAAGAGUCAAGGCGCUCAGGUUGGCACUGGAAAACAAAGGCUGGGCUUCAGAAAGCACCAUCUGAACCUAACCUCAAGGAAGCCAACCCCUCGAGUCUGUACUGGAGUGUGGAUUCUAAUCCCUCGAGGGAUAUCCCCUCGUAUAUCUUUUUCUUCCAAAUUCGAUGCAAAUAGUUGUGAAAAAUUCUAAAAAAAAUUGAUAAUGUAGAGUAUAAUGAUACCUACUAGUCCACCAAAAUUCAUGUUCAAAUUCGAUCUACACAUCGAGAAACAAAAAAGACAAAUUUAGAUAUAAACAGUACGCUAUUAUUCAUACGCUGAAUUUGUCUUUUUUAUAUCUCGACUUGUGAGUUGAGUUUGAACUUAAGAUUUUGUGGAGUUGUAUAUAUGUGUUGUAUGAAUGUUGUCAAAUUUUUCCAGAAUUUUUCAUAACCGUUUAGAUGGUUUUUGAGCAAACAAGGAAACAUCCCCUCGAGGGAUUAAAAUAGUUUUCCUCUGUGCUGUACAGACUGACCGACCGAUUGGCUGGUACAGGCACUCUUCCUUCCUGGCGCUUUUAAUUGCACAUUUCUCCUAUCCUUAAUGGAUUAGUAGACCUUGAUAUGCAA
Molecule: messenger RNA, 1296 nt
Organism: Oryza sativa Japonica Group (Japanese rice)
Lineage: Eukaryota; Viridiplantae; Streptophyta; Magnoliopsida; Poales; Poaceae
Source: RefSeq, a predicted model, not a curated record